AUGCUUCCCCUGGUUGACGACACCGUGUUGCAAAACAACCCAGAUUUUGCAGCUCUCUACUCGAAGCUGACAACUUCUAUCCUUAACGCGGAUGGAUCAACCAAAAACCACCCCGCGGCCAAGGAGCGCAGCAGGGUCACCGAGGAGUUGAACGAAUAUCGCCUCAAGGCUGCCAAAGAGCAUCUCCUCGCAGACGCAAUAUCCGACGCAAACCCACACCUUCUGCAAACCAAGCAUGCGCCAGCACCGUCCCUGACCAGGAGGCCACGGCCACAACAACCAGCGACGACCCCGAUCGCCGAUCUACCAUCACCACUGCUCGACCUCCUCGUCCUCCUUCCACCGCUCCUCACAGCAUCCACCGACCUACCGCCAGAGUCCACCGCCCUCCUCCUCUCCAGUCCUCCCAUCUCCGACUUCCCAACCCACCUCCCGCAACUCGCAUCCCUCGUCUCGACAACCCUCCACUCCUCCGCCGUCCACCUCGCACGCAUAGCCAACCCAUCCACGAAUCCCUCCUACAUUCACCGCACCAUCCCUUCCCUCCCAACCAUCGCCGCCUCGCUCGCGCGCACAAUCUCCUCCCACAAAACCUCCCUCACCCUAGCCCGCCUCACCACGCUAACGACCCUCACCGCCCUCCUCCAAUCCCAAACAUCCGUCCUCUCCCAGCUCCUGCGCGCCCUAGAAGCCAAGCACGGCCCCGUGGCGCGCUCGCUCGAGCUGCGCGCGACCGAGUCCUCGCUCACGGCCCAGACGCAGGAGGCCGAGGCGCAGUGCGCGCUGUGGCGUGCGCGCAGGGAGACAUACACGCCCGAGGCGGCACGGGCGCUAGCGAAUUAUGCGGCCCACCUGCAGGACGCGAGGGCAAGGUUGAGCGAGGCGGUGAACUCGCUCCGGGCCGAGCUGCAGGCGUAUGGGGUUAGUGUUGGUGUUGGUGUUGCCGGGGAUGAUGGGGGGGAAAUGGUGGUGGUGGAAAGCGGGAAGGGCGGUUACGGUGGCGGUGACAAGGAGAAGGUCAUGAGGGAGAUGGCAAGGGUGUACCGGGAUAUGGGACGGCAGGUGGAGGAGGUGAGGGCCGAUUUGGAGAGAAGCUCGGCCGUCUGUUGA
Parathielavia appendiculata is the source of this 1110-nucleotide messenger RNA. RefSeq lists its product as uncharacterized. The record is from RefSeq and is a predicted model, not a curated record. Bases 1 to 1110 code for a protein of 369 amino acids. The transcript has 3 exons. NCBI's taxonomy places the organism in Eukaryota, Fungi, Ascomycota, Sordariomycetes, Sordariales, Chaetomiaceae.